Messenger RNA from Theobroma cacao (cacao), 819 nucleotides. RefSeq names its product thionin-like protein. Lineage: Eukaryota; Viridiplantae; Streptophyta; Magnoliopsida; Malvales; Malvaceae. The record is from RefSeq and is a predicted model, not a curated record.
AGAGUCCAAAAUUAUUUAACUCACGUUUUACGAAAGCGAACGCAUAUCGGCGCUGCUCGCUUUGCUGAAUUUCCCUAAAACCCUGCCAGAAGAGUGCAGAUAAGGAAGUAAGGGAAGAAGAAAGAGCUUGCCUACUGCAAUUUGUGAUGGUGGAAGUUUGGUGGUCCCUUCUUGGGGCUGCCAUCCCAGCAGUUAUUGCAGGGCAAGCUUUUAGAAUGAAGAAGAGGCGUGCUGAAGAACAAAGAAUUAAGAGUGCCAGGGGAAGGGAGAAAUCAUCGGAUGAUAUUUUUGUCUGUGAGAGAGUCUGCACAUCAAAGAGAAUGUUGAAGAAGGUUGGGGCAUUUUCAAAAGAUCCAAUUCGCGACACUUGUGUAACUGUAUGUGGUGUGUCUGAGCUUGAUGCUUGCUCUGAUGCUUGUGCUCGUACUGUUUGUGUCAACCAACAUCAAGUACCCAACUGGAAUGACAUUUGCCUUCGAAGGUGUCAGAGUGAAUGUCUUAGACUCUCUGCUUCCCAUUCUUCUUAGUAUAAUUUUCUUCAGGUUCGAAGGUGAUACUUUUAGUGGUCAAUUAUAAGCCGAUUGUCAGAAUGGAUCCUUGUUUGGCAAGUGGUGAUUGAAGGUUGCUUGACCUUUUUUUGUACAUUGUUCUGCCUUUUUCUGGUCUUCUGUGCUGGGAUGGUUGAUCUGCCAUGUCCUGAAUUGUAUUAGUCCUUGCAAUUUUUGUUCCUUGCGACAUGCUUAAUACUGUGAUGGUCUCUCUCUCACUCUGCCUUUAUUCUUGUGUUGAAUCGAGUGACUUUAUGAUCUUUCAACCAAA